Melopsittacus undulatus (budgerigar) is the source of this 1120-nucleotide messenger RNA. RefSeq names its product keratin 222 (gene KRT222). The record is from RefSeq and is a predicted model, not a curated record. The coding region runs from base 297 to 866 and encodes 189 amino acids. The transcript has 6 exons. Lineage: Eukaryota; Metazoa; Chordata; Aves; Psittaciformes; Psittaculidae.
CAUCACCUCAGCAAGGACCCAGGUAAUGCCUCCACACAGCCAUACAUCCUCCAGAGCAAGGAGCCGUCCCCGCUCUGUACAGUUCCUCCCUCAGCCUCUCGGAGACAGAAGAGACUACAAUUAAAAGAAUGGACAAAGAUGCAGAAGCAUUAAAGGCAGCCCGAGCAGAACUCUGUGAAGCAAGGCGGCAGUGGCACCACAUGCAGAUUGAGAUCGAAUCUCUCCACGCUGUGAGUUAAAUUUCACAGGAAAGGGGUUUGGAACGUUCGCUGCGUGCCACAGAGCAGCAGUACCAUAUGCAACUACAGAACUUGGAAUCUGAGGUUGAAUGCUUGGAGAAAGAGCUCCUGGAAAUGAAGAGAGGUAUUGAGAAACAGCUUCAGGCACAUGAAAUUCUCCUGAACACCAGGAUGAAACUGGAGGAAGAAAUAGCAACGUAUCGCAGUCUGCUGGAGCAAGAAGAGAACAGGUUUCGCUGCUGUACAGCUGAGCAGAAGGAUGACAAAAAGCCCACCACCAGCAAAAUUGCCUUUACACUGCCUGCAAGUGGUGUAAAGAAGCAUGAAACUGAGAAGGUGGAAGUGCUGACAAAACAAGCAAUCCUAGAUGGAAACAUUACAAAGGGAAGCGCUGAAGCUCAUGGCACUGUACAGACAGAAAAAGUGGAUGAAGUCAUUAAAGAAUGGGAAGGUUCUUUCUUUAAGGACAACCCUCGCUUAAGGAAAAAGUCUGUUUCAUUGCGCUUUGAUCUCCACCUGGCAGCAACGGAUGAAGGAUGUUUACACACUAAAAAGAAAACUCUUCCCGACAUCGAAGUCAGGCUGGUAAUGAGGAGAUCUUGCAGUAUUCCUUCCAUCAAACCUUAACUGAUAGCAGAUUAAUCCAAAGUUCAUUUCCAACAGGCUCUGGAAAUAUAGAUGGACUUACACAGCCUAUUAUCCUGCUACAACCACAAAUCUUACUAAGUACUUUGAUUAAUACAAUAAAACCAUACAAGUCUUUUAAAAGAAAGGGAGAAGAGCAAGGAAGUUAAGAUUCCAAGAAGCCUAACUUCUACUACUUUUAUACUCUGGGUGCAACAGUUCAGAGGAGGCCACAAGGACGAUCAGCGGCAGGAACA